AUGAGUUCUGCACCGAAUGGGCGCAAAAAGCGCCCCAGCCGGUCCACCCGCUCCUCGAUCUUCCAGAUCAGCAAGCCCCCGCUGCAGAGCGGGGAUUGGGAGCGCAGGGGCAGCAACUCCGAGAGCGCCCACAAAACCCAAAGAGCCCUGGACGACUGCAAGAUGCUUGUCCAAGAGUUCAACACGCAAGUGGCCCUGUACCGAGAGCUGGUCAUUUCUAUCGGGGACGUCUCCGUCAGUUGCCCCUCACUCCGGGAGGAAAUGCACAAGACAAGAACCAAAGGCUGUGAAAUGGCUCGUCAGGCACACCAAAAACUUGCUGCCAUCUCGGGCCCGGAAGAUGGUGAGAUCCACCCAGAAAUCUGUCGGCUUUAUAUCCAGCUGCAGUGCUGCUUGGAAAUGUACACAACAGAGAUGCUCAAAUCCAUAUGUCUGCUGGGGUCUCUUCAGUUUCACCGAAAAGGAAAGGAGCCUGGUGGGGGAACCAAGAGUUUGGAUUGCAAAAUUGAGGAGAGUACUGAAACACCUGCUCUAGAGGACUCCUCAUCAUCCCCUGUAGAUAUUCAGCAACAUUCCUGGCAGGUUUCCACAGACAUCGAGAACACUGAAAGAGACAUGCGAGAAAUGAAAAACCUUUUAAGCAAACUCAGGGAAACUAUGCCUUUACCACUGAAAAAUCAAGAUGACAGCAGCCUUCUAAAUCUAACUCCCUACCCCUUGGUUAGAAGACGGAAGAGAAGGUUCUUUGGGCUGUGUUGUCUGGUCUCAAGCUAGGCAACUCCUCCUGGAAACCCACCAUUGCGAAGACCUGAAAAUAUCACAGAACCUGAGGACCUCCAGACAGCUGAACCACAAUUAUUGGUUUUUGACUAUGUUUUCUAUGCUUCCUUAUUACUUUUAUUCGCCUCCCCUUACCCUUUUAAAUGAUUUUACAUUUGAA
Neomonachus schauinslandi (Hawaiian monk seal) is the source of this 940-nucleotide messenger RNA. It is a transcript of the gene RGS7BP, whose product is annotated as regulator of G protein signaling 7 binding protein. NCBI's taxonomy places the organism in Eukaryota, Metazoa, Chordata, Mammalia, Carnivora, Phocidae. The transcript has 6 exons. The record is from RefSeq and is a predicted model, not a curated record. Bases 1 to 774 code for a protein of 257 amino acids. Gene Ontology annotation, biological process: G protein-coupled receptor signaling pathway. Gene Ontology annotation, cellular component: nucleus; neuron projection; postsynapse.